Molecule: messenger RNA, 5295 nt
Organism: Tarenaya hassleriana
Lineage: Eukaryota; Viridiplantae; Streptophyta; Magnoliopsida; Brassicales; Cleomaceae
Product: PH-interacting protein
Exons: 25
Coding region: 341-5110 (1589 amino acids)
Biological process (GO): regulation of transcription by RNA polymerase II; regulation of cell shape; cytoskeleton organization
Cellular component (GO): nucleus
Molecular function (GO): protein binding
Source: RefSeq, a predicted model, not a curated record
UAAUUUGUUUCCUUUUUUUCUCACAGAGCAGACUGCGAUCUCUCUCUCCCCUUUUCUCGACCCGGAGUCGGAGAUAUCGUGCUCGUGACAGGAAACCCGAACAAUCGCAGAAUGUAACGUGUUCCUGUUCUUCUUCUGUUUUCGGAACAUCGGAUUCUUCGAAUUCGCUCCUCUUUUGUGGGCUUAUCUGAUUUCUCACUGUAUUUCUACCGAAUCUUGAAACCGCGAAUCGAGUUCUAUUUCCCCAGUCAUUCCUUAUCUUCUGCAGAGUGGUGCGUUAGUCCUUUGCAGAUCUUGAUGUCUCUCAGCUAAACCCUAGUUCGUUCCCGGUGUAGGUAAUAUGGAGUGGAUACACAAAGCUUCUCUUUGUAAGGCAACUUCAAAUCUGACAGAUGUGGCUCAGGAUAACAUCCCUUUUGACCAGCAGGAGAGACUCGCUGGUCAUGCUUCUCUGAACAAUGUAGAUAUUGAUCUUAGAGAAGUCUACUUCCUGAUUUUGCAUUUUCUUUCUACCGGGCCCUGCAAACGAACCUUAGGUCACUUGAGAGAUGAGCUUUUGGAAAACCAGCUUUUACCUCGUAGAUAUCAUUCUCGGUGCUCAAGAAGUGGCACUUAUAGCGGGCAUGCUGAUGAUGAUGGUAUUUCCCUCCCAUUAAGUUAUGGAAACUUGGAAGAGAGGUACCCUCAUAUCGAGAAGGAUCACUUGGUGAAGCUUCUCAAGCAACUCAUUCUAAAUUCUUCUUCUCCUCUGCACGAGAGAGUUGAAGGAAAUGCUCCAAAUGCUGCUGAUGUUCCAACGCUAUUGGGAUGUGGCUCUUUUUCACUUUUGGAUCAUGAUAAAAUUAUGGAAAAUCAACAAGCUAGGCGUGUUGCCUCAUACUUACGCUGGCCGCAUAUCCAAGCUGAUCAAGUACGUGGGUUAAGUCUAAGAGAAAUUGGAGGAGGUUUCACAAAACACCACCGUGCUCCAUCCAUCCGUUCAGCAUGUUAUGCUAUUGCUAGACCAUCAAUGAUUGUUCAAAAGAUGCAAAAUGUAAAGAAGCUGAGGGGCCAUCGUAAUGCUGUUUACUGUGCUAUAUUUGAUCGCGCUGGGAGGUAUGUUAUCACUGGUUCUGAUGACCGGCUCGUCAAAAUCUGGUCAAUGGAAACUGCGUUUUGUUUGGCUAGCUGUCGCGGCCACGAAGGUGACAUAACAGACUUGGCUGUGAGUUCGAACAGCGCUUUGGUGGCAUCUGCUUCAAAUGAUUUUGUGAUUCGAGUUUGGCGAUUGCCUGAUGGAAUGCCAAUUUCUGUGUUGCGGGGGCAUACUGGGGCUGUCACUGCUAUUGCCUUUAGUCCAAGACCUGCAUCGGUUUACCAACUUUUAUCGUCAUCAGAUGAUGGAACUUGUCGUAUAUGGGAUGCUAGGUACUCUCAAUGCAUUCCACGGAUAUAUAUACCAAACCGAUCAGAUGCUAUCACCGGUAAAAGCAAUUCUGCUCCAACUAAUGUGGCAUCAGCAAGCAUUGCAUCUCAAAGUCAUCAAAUUCUAUGUUGUGCCUACAAUGCCAAUGGGACUGUUUUCGUCACUGGGAGCUCUGACAGCAAUGCAAGGGUUUGGAGUGCCAUAAAACCUAAUGCAGAUGAGAGCGAACAACCGAUGCAUGAGCUGGAUGUUCUGUGCGGGCAUGAGAAUGAUGUCAACUAUGUUCAAUUUAGUGGAUGUGCUGUGGCUCCAAGAUCUUCAAUAUCUGACUCUCUGAAAGAAGACAGUUUUCCAAAAUUUAAGAAUUCUUGGUUUUGUCAUGACAACAUAGUCACCUGUUCUCGUGACGGUAGUGCAAUUAUAUGGACUCCAAGAUCACGUAAAUCUCACGGGAAAUCUGGACGCUGGUCGAAAGCAUAUCAUCUGAAGGUUCCACCACCUCCACUUCCUCCUCAACCUCCCCGAGGAGGCCCACGCCAAAGAUUUCUUCCAACACCUCGGGGUGUGAAUAUGAUCAUUUGGAGCUUGGACAAUCGUUUUGUACUCGCAGCCAUCAUGGAUUGCAGGAUAUGUGUUUGGAAUGCUGCUGAUGGUAGCUUGGUGCAUUGUUUAACUGGUCACACGGAAUCGUCUUAUGUCUUGGAUGUUCAUCCUUUUAAUCCUCGGAUAGCUAUGAGCGCUGGCUACGAUGGAAGAACAAUAAUCUGGGAUAUAUGGGAGGGUAUACCCAUCAAAAUAUAUGAAAUCGGGCGAUUCAAGUUGGUUGAUGGGAAGUUUUCACAAGAUGGGACAUCUAUAGUGCUCUCGGAUGAAGUUGGCCAGAUAUAUUUUCUAAACACGGGACAAGGAGAGUCUCAAAAGGAUGCCAAAUAUGACCAGUUUUUCCUUGGUGAUUAUCGUCCUCUUAUUCGGGAUACAAACGGAAAUGUUCUUGACCAGGAGAGUCAACUUGUUCCCCACCGAAGGAACCUUCAGGAUCCUCUUUGUGACUCAAGUAUGAUUCCUUAUCCGGAGCCAUACCAGACAAUGUAUCAGCAACGUAGACUUGGUGCCUUGGGCCUGGAAUGGCGUCCUCCUGUGAUAAAAUUUGCUGUUGGUCCUGACUUCAGUUUAGGCGAAGAUUAUAUUAUGCCUCCUUUGGCAGAUCUAGACAGAAUGAUAGAGCCGUUGCCCGAGUUUAUAGAUGCUAUGUACUGGGAACCAGAAAUUGAAGUUCUGAGUGAUGAUAAUGAUUCAGAAUACAAUGCUGAAGAAAUUUCUGCUGGUGGAGUUAGAGGAGGCUUGUGUUCCAGCUCUUCUGAUGAUCUUGAGUGCAGCUCCGAGGAUAGUGAUGCCGAACAUAUCCAUAGUGAUAGCAACCACCGGAAAAGAAGAACCAAACAUCUAAAAGUUGAGGCUGCUAGUUCAUCUGGAAGGCGCGCCAAUAAGAGGAUUUUGGAGGAGAGUGAUGGUUUGACAUCUAUGAAUAAGAGAACCAAGAGUGGAAGAAUUGGCCUUAAGGGUUCAAAGAGGAAAAUCUCUGAUGUAAAGGCAUUGAGGCCACAAAGAGCUGCAGCCCAGAAUGCUCGAUCCUUGCUUUCUAAAAUUUCUGGUAGCUCUUCAGAUGAAGUUGAUGAGGAUGACUUAAAUGAUUCAUCAAACAGUGAAUCCGUUCCUCGAAACCUACAGAUUCGAGGCUCUGAAUCUGAUAGAAGUUUUACUGCUGUGCACCAGGUGGCAAAUUCAUCUGAUAUGUUGGACCCUCAGUCAAAUGGCAUGCCGAAGAAAAAAUUAAUUCUAAAGAUCUCGGUUAAGAAGCCAGCGAGGACCGAGGAAAACAAACAGGAUGGUAUUAUUAGCCAGACUGCUUUUGAGCAACUGACUUUUCAAUCUUCUGAGGACAAUCGCAGAGUUAGUGCUAUAGAAAUCUAUUCCAAAGAACCAGGGUCAAAUUCUGUAGAUGCAAACGGUAACUCUCAGGAUAUGCCUGAUUUCAUGAAAUCUUGUCAGAGAGAAAAUGUUGAGAAUCAGUUGUACGAGUCUUUGGAUCUGGAGCAUAAUGUGACAAGGGGGAAAGAAGAAAUGCUUGUUUCUGAAUCCACUGAAACUGCUUGGGAGGAAAGCCGAAGCAAUUCUAAGAGGGAUGAAGAUGCACUGAGUGUUGAAGCGUUGUCUAAUCAGUUGAUUAAUGGGCCUGAUGGUACAGGUAAUGCCGAGGAAAGCAAUGAGAUUCUUCCAAAGAAGGUCCGGAAGUUGAGGUUAAAGCUUAAGCGGCCUAACAGUCCUUCGGCAGAUGAUUUCACAGAUCGCGGAUGUGGAUCUACAGAUGUAAAUCCGUCGUCCAUGAAUCAGAUUAUAGUCUCAGAAAUGUCCCAUGACCGGGAGGCUUCAGGUUCUGAACCAGUGAUCAGUGGAAACAUGUACAAUGUUUUGGAUUCUCCUGCACCAGAAUUUGAGUAUGGAGAAGCUGCAGUUGAUGCUAUACGUCGGAAAAGGUCAAUGAAAAUGAAGGCAACAUCAAGUGAAUCAAUUACGAGAAAUAACAUAUUACGAGUGAGGUUGGGUUCCGGAGCCAUGGAGAUGGUAAAGAAACAACACAAUUCUUACACAAGAGCAACUGACCGCGUGCCACUUGAAGAAUGGCCUUCAAGUUCAACCAGAUCACGAUCUGCAAGAAGCAGCAAGAACAGCUACAGCACCUGUAAGAAAAGUGUUAUUGCUGGGAGUGAGUUGAGUAAUGUGCCGAGAAAAUUAUCGUGGUUGAUGUUGUCAGAACAUGAGGAAGGCUUCCGUUAUAUACCUCAGCUCGGUGAUGAAGUUGUUUACUUCAAACAGGGUCACAAAGAGUUUCUAGUAUCCAGAGAUUCAACCGAUAGGGACCAUUCGAGGUUGCUUCCUCGAAACCUGGGAGCUGUUGAGAUUUGCAAGGUUGAGAAACUCGACUAUGACACCUAUCCUGGUUCUGGUGAGGGCUGCUGCAAAUUGACUCUCCGACUUCUGGGUCUUUUACCCCGAGUUUCCCGCCAAGAAAUCCAAUUGACCCUGCCCGAUCUUAUCGACUUCCCCGAUUUUAUUGUGGAGAAGGCUCGGUAUGAUGCUGCGAUAAGAAGAAACUGGGGAACCGGGGAUAGAUGCCUAGUGUGGUGGAGAAACGAAACUGGUGAGGGUGGUACAUGGUGGGAAGGUAGAAUUCAGUCUUCUCAGGCCAAAUCUGAUGAAUUUCCCGAUAGUCCGUGGGAAACAUACAAAGUGAACUAUGAAACUGGGGACACAAAUCUCCACAGUCCAUGGGAGUUUUACGAUCCCCAAUGUCCUUGGGAGAACUCUACUAUCGAUGAAGAAAUCAGAGACAAGCUACUUUCUCGAUUUGCUGGACUAGAGAAGUCGGCCAGCCGACACCAGGAUAAUUAUGGAAUACAAAAGCUGAAUGAAGCUGCCCAGAAGAUGGACUUCUGCAAUAGGUUCCCGGUUCCUUUAUACCCGGAACUGAUCCGGCAGAGGCUAGAGAACCGUUACUACAGAAGCAUUGAUGCCUUUAAGCAUGAUGUGGACGUAAUGCUCUCCAACGCUGAAUCCUACUUCUCCAGAAACACACAGCUGCUAUCCAAGACUAGACGUUUUCGAGAUUGGUUCACUCGAACGCUUGAUAAGGUUGUGGACAGCUGAUGGUAAGGUCACGCUUUGAGUUUUUCACUUUUUUUUUUUUUUUGCAUCAACUUGUUCUCUCCUAGGAAUACACACAGCUGAUCCAUGUAUAGUUGUGUUGUGUUCCUUUUUAGAUUAACGUUGUCUGUAUAACACCAAACUGAGGAUGAAUGUAAUCUUUGCUUCAAAAGGAUUCAAGUAUGUUA